AACGAUUCCGAUAAUUACUUCUACUGUUUAUAGAUCAUAUAAGAGGCAGUUUUCACAAAGUUUAGCGAUUGAGAAUAAGCUUUCUGCUGUAGAAUUCCGUUUCUCGCAUAGUCUUGGAUGACUGAAGUUAACUAUCAAUAUUUAGUAUUAACACCUUAUGCAGUAACAUUCACGGUUAGACUGAAUUUUUAUAGUUGUAAUAGUUGCAUGAAUUAGAAUAGAUCACUUGACAUUCUACUUUUAUCUGUGGGUAAAAACUGUCUAGAGUGUUUGUUUAAGUUUCUCAAACCACAAGUUAGCGCGUCUUUGAAUGUUAUGUCUGGAGUGAGAUUAGAUAAUACGGAUAUUUUUGAACGUGUUGGAACCGAGUCGUAUGGACGACCUGGUGAAGAAACUAGUGCGACAGACACUAAAGAAAAUGCUCCACAUUAUACAAUUCAAGGGGUAUUACAUUUCCUGCAAACUGAGUGGAAUCGUCUGGAAAUGCAACGCUCCCAAUGGGAAGUCGAGCGAGCUGAAUUGCAAGCACGAAUAGCAUUCCUUCAAGGGGAGCGUCGUGGUCAGGAAAAUCUAAAGCAGGACUUAGUUCGACGAAUUAAAAUGUUAGAGUACGGUUUGAAACAGGAGCGUGUCAAAUUUCAUCUAUACAAAGCUUCAAUUUCUGCUGGCAACCCACCUACUUCCCUUAAACAAACUGAUCAAGAAUCUAGUACCAGAAAUGAGUCAACCACCGCAAAGCCUGUGCUGAAACCAGCUGAAAAACUAGCUGAGUGUACUGAGCAGACUCUCGAAAGUAAUGUGAAGUGGCGAGAGAGUCGAUUACGUCUCAAACAGUUUCUUCAGGAAGUUGGUUAUGCAGAUGCUGUCCUCAGUGUACGCGAAGCACGUGUACGCCAUUUAUUGUUGUCAGCUGCAGGGUGGCCUAAUGAACCUGAUUCUUCUCUCACGACUGCAGAUCCGAAGAAUAAACACUAUCUUUGGGAAUGUGAUAAGCCCAAAUCAAAACUCAAUGAUAAUGCUGGUUAUGAUGCCAGCCUUCAAGAUGAACUUGCGGAGGACGCUAUAGCAAAAAUAAAUCAGGUUGUGCGCUCAGGCUCAGAUUUUCUCACGUCUGAUGAUUUGGGUUCUGGAUUUGGUAGUGAGUUAAAUGAUCAAUCUACCGAACCGGAUACAACAGGGAAUUCUGGUACUGACAAUUCUGAAUCAUUUGAUAACGCAAGUUGGGUGAACAGAUUUCGUCGAACAAGUGAUGUGAAUAAACGCAAAUCGCAGGGUCAAACAAAUUACUCGCAACGAAAUGAGUAUUCCAAGAAUAUAACUUCUAGUACCACAGUAUCCUCGUUUCUGAACAGUUUUGGGGAAAUUGGAAGUGCAGGACAAUCGAAGCGAUUCGGUCGUAAACAUGCAGCCGAUACAAAUAUUUUGGAUUUAAUCAACACAUUGUCGGAAAAAGUUGAUAAUAAUGAUGAUUUUUUAUCAAACGCUGUAUCUGAUAUUAAUUCAACCGCCGCAGUAUAUCCUAGUAGUGGUCAAACUCCGAAUUCUGUCUCACCAAACAAUAAAUCGAGUUCACCAAAUAAUGGAACAAAUUUAUGGGGAUCGGACUUAUCAGAUCCCAGUGUUGUAGAUUCUACUGGUCAGGUUGGUGUAAAAGGUCGUCUGGAGUCUGUGAAAGAAUCUAAUCCGACAGAUCCUCUUGGGCUAGGUGAUCUGGCUAGUUUAACUGUAGCUAACGAAGCUGAUUCAGGUUUAAAUGGUGAUGUUUGUGACUCAAAUUUACCUGGAAGCAAUUAUGAAUCAUCAGUGUUAGGUGGCUCUGUCAGUAGUAAUGCUCAAGUAGACAGUGCGGCAAAUAUUUCAUCAACCUACUCAACUGGUCGUCGACCGUGGGCCCCGAGAUAUACACUUCGCGGUCACUUCGACGGUAUCAGAAGCGUUGCAUUUCAUCCCACCGAACGAGCUGUUUAUACUGCUGGUGAAGAUGGAUGUGUAAUGCUUUGGAAUUUGUUAAAAACUGGGCCUCCGGGAUCGGCUAUUACCUCAGGAAGAGCAGGUCUCAAUUCAGGUCCAGUGGACGAAUUGUCACCUGUACAUGUUUACUGUGGCCAUAAAGGCCCUGUUUUGUGUGUCACUACGCCAAGCCCUCUGCUUUCCUCAACUAUGAGUACUGCUGUGUAUUCUGGUGGUCUUGAUGGAACAGUUCGAUCAUGGCGUUUACCAUCUGCCUCUAAUGGUCUAGGUCUGAUUGACAUAUAUGCACCUCAAGAACUAGAAACUGUGACUGGUCCAGUUUUUGCAAAUUCAUCAUCACCUGUUUGGUCAAUCGCUGUACACCCAUCUAGUCCUCUGUUACUUGCUGCUCAUGCAAAUGGUUCUAUCGAUUUUUGGUCUACUGUAGAAAAGCUUGAAAGUGAUUCACCAAUUUCUCCAGUCCUAUCUGUUCAUAUGGAUCGCCUAAUUAAACCUUUAGGUGCUAAUGAACCCCCGUUCGGACGUCCAACUUGUCUUCAUUUUUUGGUCAGCCGUCCGGAUUCAUUAACCGCCUCUCAAUGUGUUGUUGGAACUAGCACGGGAUGGUUAGCGCUAUUAGACGUUCAGACUGGUCAGUUAAUCAAUCAAAUACCACCAGCACCUCCUCUGACCGAUCCUAGUCGCGAUGAGCAGCCACUGAAUAUGGCAAACAUACCGAUAGCAGGCGAAUGUAGUUUACCUUCUGGUUGGACAGAACGCUCACUUAAUGCUCUGGGUUCACACCAAACAUUAUCUCUCGUUAUUGGAGCCCAUGAAGAUCGUUGUAUUCGGUUCUAUGAUAUCAACCGCAUGUCCGACCGUUCAUCAGUUACAAAUUCGGCAUGUGUAGACGCUAUGGUUACACAUUUGAACGCUGUUACAAGCCUUGCAGUCGAUCCUCACGGUCUGUAUUUAUUGACUGGAAGUCAUGAUGCCUCUAUCCGUGUUUGGGAUGUUGAAAGUCGUACAUGCAUACAAGAAAUGACUAAUCAUGGAUUCAAAUACAAUGAAUCAGUUCAUUCAGUAGCUUUACAUCCACAACUUCCUUUAGCAGCUAGUGCUGGAGCAGAUGCCAUAUGCAAAAUUUAUGUAACAGCUACAUAAAUAAUUGAUUAAUUUCGAUUAUAUUCUCUUCAUAAACACUCAACCAUUUGUAAUUUUCGUUUGUUUUUUCUCACUCUUUUCUCCAGUGUUAAACUGCAUAACUUUUUUGUUUUCGUAUUAUGACAUUAAUGUUCGGUUGAUAUUCUAUUUUUCCCCAUCUACUGUUUAUGUAUGUAUGUUUUCUCAUUCCGUUUUAUUGUUUGUUCAAUGUAGAAAACGUAUAUUUAUACAUAAUUUUGAUCUGCAUGCCUACUUGAACAUUUUCGUAGUCUUCAAAGACUUGAUAGUAUUGCUGACCAUUUCAAUUUAUUAGUGGUAAUUAAUGUGUUUUUUUUUUCAUUCGAUCCAUUUUAUUUUGUUUUUGGCAUUUUAUCAUUUCUCUUCUAAUUUGCUUACAUAAAUUAGUUAGAUUUACUUUUAUUUAUGCAUUGUGUUAUAUUCGUUUUACAUAGAUACACUUGUCUUUAUUAUCUAAGCUAGAGACUUGUAGUUUGAAUCCUGAUAUGUUUCAUAUGCUGAUUAAUUUCAAGGUGAAUACGUACUACAUACUCUAUUCAUUAUCAUCAUUAAACUCGGUUGCUUUUAUUUUCAUUUAUAUAUAUAUAUAUAUAUGAUCUCUUUUUCUGAAAAACUAUUUCAUGCUCAUUAUUUCAAUGAUUGUUGAUCAAUAAAAAGCAUGGAUUGUUCAAAAUAAUUGGACAGAUUGUACUAUCUUGCUCCCUACUCAUGUUUGUGUGUUUCAUUGUGUUUCCCUUUUCUCUUGCACAUUUUUACGUAACUCUCUCCUUGUGCAGGUUAUUCUACUUACUAAUGAUAAUAGAAUUAGUGAAAUUUCGAUAAUAUUGAAGCGAUUCUCUAUCAUGUGACUUCUGAUUUCGUUUUUUUGGAUACAUUUUAUUUUUGUUAGUAAGGUUGUGAUGAAUGGCAUCCGAGAUCUGAUACUGAUACUCAGUGCGCUACGCGCUAUCUUCCAAAACUGGCUACUUGAGCAAGAUGACGAGAGUGGAGAAGACUGCAAUUGAUCAGUCACAUGUUGGCAUAUGUGCGGAUUACCUCGAUACAGCUUUAAGUCACAAUGUUUUUUAAGCAAAGAUGGAUAAUGGUUAGCGGUGGAAUGCAGGACGCCCGUCUCAUCUUAUUGAGGACUCAUUUGCUGGAUGUACCUGUAUCUCAGAGUUAAUGUUCACUCCAGGACUUGAACCCAGUAUCAUCCGCUUCAAAUCCCACCGCAUUCUCCAC
Schistosoma haematobium is the source of this 4353-nucleotide messenger RNA. RefSeq names its product Striatin-3. The record is from RefSeq and is a predicted model, not a curated record. Lineage: Eukaryota; Metazoa; Platyhelminthes; Trematoda; Strigeidida; Schistosomatidae. The coding region runs from base 316 to 3114 and encodes 932 amino acids. Gene Ontology annotation, molecular function: protein binding. The transcript has 13 exons.